Messenger RNA from Juglans microcarpa x Juglans regia, 1518 nucleotides. Its product is annotated as equilibrative nucleotide transporter 8. The record is from RefSeq and is a predicted model, not a curated record. Lineage: Eukaryota; Viridiplantae; Streptophyta; Magnoliopsida; Fagales; Juglandaceae. Gene Ontology annotation, cellular component: plasma membrane. Gene Ontology annotation, molecular function: nucleoside transmembrane transporter activity. The transcript is spliced from 2 exons. Bases 253 to 1461 code for a protein of 402 amino acids. Gene Ontology annotation, biological process: nucleoside transmembrane transport.
UGUUGGUAAAUCUGUUUCAUGGCCACUCAAAAUUUAAAAGUUUUGCCUACAGAGAAUAUUAUAUAUAAGCCAUAAUUCUUUCCUUGCAAGCCUCGCUUUCAGCUGCGAGGCAGAGAGAAGAAUUUGGUCAGGUCAGCUUGAAGAUGCCUGUCUAGUCAAUAAAUCAUUUCAAUUCUCAAUUACCCCUCAUAAUAUUGAUACUUAAAAUGCCAACCGAGAAUGUCGGAUGCCUGUGAGAAUUAACGAGCAAAAAUGGAAGGAGUAGUAGUGAAAGUUCCCGGCCGAGAUCAAAAUAAGCCUAGAGACACUUUCAAGAUCGCUUACAUAAUCCAUUUCUUGCUUGGUGCCGGCACUUUGCUUCCUUGGAAUGCUUUAAUCACUGCUGUCGAUUACUUUUCCUAUCUAUAUCCAUCUAAGCACGUUGAAAAGGUUUUCUCCGUGGCUUACAUGAGUUCUUCGGUGCUAGUUCUGGUUGUUAUGUUGAGUUGGAGUGACUGGAAUCGGAGGCUGAAUUUCAGAUUGAGAAUGAACUUGGGUUUUUGCAUGUUCAUCAUUUCUCUAAUGGUAGCUCCAAUUAUAGACUGGGCUUGGUGCAGCUCCUGCUCCGGCUCCGGCGCACCACCAAAUGGAGCCUACAGCGUGACAGUUACAUCUGUCAUUGUCUGCGGUUUAGCUGACGGUUUGGUUGGAGGAACCUUGAUAGGAUCAGCUGGAAAACUUCCAAAAGAGUUUAUGCAGGCUGUGUUUGCUGGAACUGCUUCUUCAGGUGUUCUUGUAUCUAUGUUGAGGAUUUUAACAAAGGCAUCGCUUCCACAGACUCCAAAGGGUCUUCGAACGAGUGCCCACUUCUAUUUUAUUGUUGGCACCAUCAUCCUCCUAUGCUGCAUAGUUUCUUGCAAUCUGUUGUAUAAGUUACCAGUCAUGCAGCAGCUUUAUAGACUUGUUCAAGAUGAUCCCUUGUGUUCAAGGCCUAAAUUUUGGUCCGUUGCAAGAAAAAUCCUAUGGCCAGUUUUUGGAGUUUUCAUCAUUUAUCUUGUGACUCUGUCCAUUUUUCCAGGAUUUAUAGCAGAAAACCUGGAAUCCAAGUUUUUUGGAGAUUGGUAUCCUAUCCUGCUGAUCGCCAUGUAUAAUAUUGCAGAUCUGGUGGGAAAGUCUCUGACUGCAACAUAUCUUCUGAACAGUAUUGGAACGGCUACAUGGGCCAGCAUUGCCAGGCUUAUGUUCUAUCCUCUCUUCGUGGCUUGCCUGCAUGGACCCAAGUUGCUAAAAACUGAGGUACCGGUGAUAAUUCUAACGUUUAUGCUUGGAUUGACCAAUGGAUAUCUUACAAGUGUCUUCAUGAUCCUCGCUCCAAAGUCUGUGCCGGUUUCAGAAGCAGAAGUUUCUGCAAUUGUAAUGGUGGUGUUCCUGGGACUUGGUUUAGCAGCUGGUUCAGUUCUUGGCUGGUUCUGGAUUAUUUAAGCUGCAUGCCCUUAUAAUUAGUUGAUCUUUUCUUAAUGAAACUGGGAAAGUUGACCA